Messenger RNA from Branchiostoma floridae (Florida lancelet), 1532 nucleotides. RefSeq names its product medium-chain acyl-CoA ligase ACSF2, mitochondrial-like. The transcript is spliced from 7 exons. Lineage: Eukaryota; Metazoa; Chordata; Leptocardii; Amphioxiformes; Branchiostomatidae. The coding region runs from base 120 to 527 and encodes 135 amino acids. Gene Ontology annotation, molecular function: medium-chain fatty acid-CoA ligase activity. The record is from RefSeq and is a predicted model, not a curated record. Gene Ontology annotation, biological process: fatty acid metabolic process.
AGACAAAGACGGUAAGGUUGUACCGUUAGGACAUGAAGGAGAGAUCUGGCUGAAAGGGUUCAAAUUGUUCAAACGGUACCGUGGAGACGAGGAGAAAACAUCAAAGGCGAUAACACCUGAUGGCUGGUACAAAACUGGAGAUCUUGGCGCUCUUGAUGAACGGUGUCCUAGAGCUCUAUGGAAGAGUUUCGGACAUGAUCAUAAGGAAUGCCUCCAACGUGUAUCCUUCUGUUAUUGAAGUGCCAAUAACCAAGCAUCCCAAAGUUAAAGACGUCAGGGUAGUCAGUGUACCUGACCCUGCAAGUGUGGAGGAGAUAUGUGCCUGUAUCAUCUUAAAAGAAGGUCAGACUACAGACCCAGAGGAGAUGAAGACGUAUUGUGUUAAGAUUGGGAUGGUUCCUAUUGAGCUGCCUGGCUAUUUUAUCUUCUUGGACGAGUUCCCGGUGACUACGACAAUGCAGAAGGUUGACCGGAAGAAGUUGCGACUGAUCGCCAUGGAGAAACUUGGUCUACCAAAGGAAUCCUAGACGAUUCCUGUGUCCAGACUUGUCAUCUUAGCAGAUGUCAAAACAAUCCACCUAUAGAGUUAUAUUGUUCAGUUAAAAUGCGAUAAUCAAACGUAUGCUACAAUGAAUGAUACCGUAUUGACAAAGACCUUACAAAGAUGCUAAUUAAACUGCUGGUUUUCCCUCUUUGCUAUGCUAAUAUAUAUGAUAAUAUCUAAUAUUAACUUCUAGAUGUCCUUAAUUUCGUCAGGCCCUGGAAGCUGGAACUAUCACCUCCAUGUCAGAAAAAUUGGCAUCCUGUGAAUUUUUAAUUAACGACUUAUGAAUUUUACAUGCUAUGUUAGUGUAUUGCAUUUUAUUGAAUUUUACUGGUUAACUGGUCACAUGAUUUUUGUUUUAGUCUGAAUGUCUGUAACGAUUUAUGUCUUAUAUGCUUGAAAUCAACAGUUCUUAUGCAUGCAUAUACGUUAACCCUAUCUAAACGGGGGGGGGGGGGCUAAAAGUGCCUGCGCGAACUUUGACGUCCUAUAACUGCCGAACGACGUAUGCUAGGACUACGAAACUCGGUGACUUUUCCUAAAAUAUUGUUGGCAACAAUUCUACGUAUUAGUUUGUAAUUUUUCCUGUUGCCAUGGCAACGGGUUUCUGACAUAUUUUACCAAAUUUCUUAAAAUACAUGUAAUAAGAGAUUCCCCAAAGCCAAAAUAGUUCAAAACCUUAAACAUGUAAUCCCACCUUAGGCUUUCAAAAGCCUUUUUGAAGUCGGCUAUAAUGAUCAGUCCUGGUUUUUCGUUAGUGUCAUAAUGUUCAAUUAAAUCUAAAAUACUUCGAUAUUCUCUCCAAUGAAUCUGAAAACAAUUUGAUCCUCACUUAUUAAAUCACUCAUACAAUUUUUCAUUCUAACUGAGAUUACUUCGGUCCGUUCAUCACAGCACAAAAGUGAUAAAGGCCUCCAGUUUGUAAGUCUGGACGGGUUCUUGUCUUGGCCAUCUGAGUUCUGCUUUAAUAAAAGAGUGAUUAGCCCUA